AGAUGAGGGAGUUGACAGGACAAGUGUGGCUCUUCAUCAGAAUUCCUUGCUGCUUUCCCACUAAGCUUUGAAACCAUUCAUGGAAGCUGAUGGCAAUGCUCUUGUUCCCUUGCGUCAGAAGACAAAAAAGAAAAGUCAAGGGUUCUUUAUAAUGAGCCGACGGAGGAUAUCGUGUAAAGAGCUGGGGCAAGCCGAUUGCCAAGGAUGGCUCUACAAAAAGAAGGAAAAAGGAGCUUUCAUUGGCAACAAAUGGAAAAAGUUCUGGUGUGUGCUGAAGGAGUCAUCUCUCUAUUGGUACAGCAGUCAGCUGGCCGAAAAAGCAGAAGGCUUCAUCAGACUUCCAGACUUCAGUGUGGACCGAGCAAUUGAAUGCAAAAAAAAGCAUGCUAUUAAGAUCAGCCACCCACAGAUCAAGACAUUUUAUUUUGCAGCAGAAAAUGUUCUGGAAAUGAACACGUGGCUAAGCAAGCUGGGUAUGGCUGUAGUCCCUCAAGCAUCCAACGGGAAGAAUGAGGAAGAAUGCUACAGUGAAAGUGAACACGAUGAUCCAGAAAUAACAGACACACCUCCUCCCCCUUACAUGGUCCAACUGCCACCUCCUCUUUCGGAUCAGCAGAAGUCUUCUUUCACCUCGACUGUGUCAAGUGAAGCAUCUUGUUCUCUCUCCUCUCCUGAAAGCACUUUCAACUCCCAUGAGUCGUCUUCUUCCUUGAUGUCUAAAGGGGCUUAUUCCGAGAGGCAGUCCUGGCUUGACCUAGUUAACAGCUCUGCCACAGAAGAGGGUGAUCAGCCUUUAACUUUCUGCGUACAGAUUCACUCUGAUGAGCCACCAGAAGUAGACUGUGGAGAAGCGGCAGAAAGCCAGGAUGUCCGGCUUUCCAAACCGAGUGGUGGAUCCCAAAACUCUUUUUUAGUUCCAGAUACACAUUGUCUAGCUGUGCCAGAUGCAUCAGGACAGAGAUCACUGGCCAAAGAUCAGGAAAAAUGUGAUGAUGAUGAGAUGGAGCGACUCUACAAAUCAUUAGAACAAGCAAGCCUGUCUCCCAUUGGUGAUCGUCGGCUGUCAACGAAGAAGGAGCUCAGGAAGUCAUUCAUCAAACGCAGCAAAAACCCCUCCAUUAAUGAGAAACUCCACAAAAUUCGAAUGCUGAACAGCACGUUAAAGUGUAAGGAGCAUGACCUGGCCACAAUUAACCAGUUGCUAGAGGACCCAAAGUUGACGGCAAUGAAGUAUAGAGAAUGGAGGAAUACAAACAUCAUGCUAGUCCAAGAUAUCUAUCAGCAGCAGGAGGUCCAGGACAUGUCCACAGAGAACAUUGAGGAGCAAGUGCUGACUCCACAGCCUAUCACUGAAAGUGCCAUCUGAGGCCAUGGUUUGAUGGUUCAUGACAAGAUUAUUCCUCAAGAGUCUUCACAUACAGGCAUUUUAAACUGCUGCAUUUUUAGGUUUGUUUUAUCCAAUUGUUCUUCAAAAGGAAAACAACCACUUCUGCAAAACUUUAAUUCCUCCUGCAAAACUUAUUUCAAGUCAAAAGGGCAAAUCCGCUAAACUAAAACAGCAUGCCUGAACCUGGACUGCAUACCUGAGAAGACUUUUUGAUGAAGUAGCAAAGAAAUGUUUUCGUAUCUUAGGAGAAGUAAAUUAAAUAUAUCCAACUCCUGGAAGCCACAGAACUGUAUAAUAUGAACUGCAUAAUGUGAGAUCCUUGGGGUUGUUUUAACCACGUAACUUACUGUUAAAGGAAGCUAUAACAAUGCCAGUAGGGCAUAGUCUACUCUCUACCUUUUUAUCCUGUAAGGUAACCUGAUGUAUGCAUUUUCAUCUCUACAUUAAUUCACUUUCACCACUCUAACAGUUUAAACUGAGACAAAUAUGAUAGUAAUUAUGCAUGAGUUUAUGCUACAGACAGCUGUCAGGCAUCCACUUUGUGCUUUGCCUGAUGUUUUAUGAAUUUCAAAUUUAUUUAUGGACUAGAAAAAGGUAUUGUCUUUCUACACGAAGAAGAGAAGGUCUCUCAAUGUUUGCUAACAUGUAAUUUACUCUUCAGUGAGGCAGCUAAUGCUUCAACAAGUUUCAACUUUUAUUAUAGACUUGGCAGAAUUCCUUGGAAGAUUGUUUUCUUCUUUCUAAUUUUUGACAAUUGUGAAUACAGAAGGUACAAGUUCAUCGCAGAUUCCUACUUAGGAUGAUGAUCAAGUUCACAUGACAGAAGCUAAAUAAUUAAAUUUCUUAUGUGGACCUGAAGGUGUAAAAAUAUAGCUACAAAUUUUUUUUUUUUUUGUAAAUUCAUGUCAUUUUAUGGCUUAUAUGAAUGUGACCAUGUACUGUAUAUCUGUUUUAUUUAUAUAUUUAUAUAUGCUGAUUUUCAUAAUGUAGAUAGGCACACAUUGACCAGACCCAUCCAGAUGAGAGUGCUUAUAGGUUGACUUGAAAUGCUUCUUUGUUUUUUUGUUCCAUUAUGAAUCACAGUAAUAACUCUACAACCGAGACUACUCUGGGGUAUCUGCUAUAACAUUUUUUUCUCUCUUUCCAGCUUUGAUUUUUAGAUUAAGAAAAUCUGUAAUCUUUAGAUUAAGAAAAACUGUUUCUAGAAACAGUUGCUACAGUUUAUAAAAAAUGUAGAAAUUUUCUAGGUAGUUUCUAGAAAGUUUAAGGAUUUCCCUAUGGUAAAAAAAAAAAAAAAAGUAUUUUAAGAGGUUUAGCUGCAGUAUUAUAACUUCUUAGCUUCAUUGUCCUCAGUAUAGGUUUGGGGUUUUAGCCUUUCCAUCUUCUCUAUGUGUACAAGUAUAAGGAACUUUGCAGAGUGCUGAAUUUUGAAAAGCAAGAAUUAGCCCACUGUUCUCAAAUUAAUGCCACUUAAGAACUGUGGCAAUCUGCACUUCUGUUGGCUAUUUUGUAAAGAUAUUUUUUGUCAUUAGUUUUCAAUAUGGUUUAUCUUUUAAAACAAAAUACACUAUACAGAUUCCAUAUUUACCUGUCUUUAUAUGUCCUCUGUUUCAUCGUAGCUUGAUUGAGAAAACCAAAGUUAAUAGUGUUAGUGGCAACACGUGAAAUCUUUUCCACCUGUGUAGUGAUAUCUGACUGUUACUGCAUUUUCAACACUCAGCGACUUUCCUUUUAAAACAGAGAUGUCAUUACAUCCCAAUGCAUCAAAAAAUGGCUGUUAGGGCUGGGUUGAGUGUGAGAACUGAGAAGCAGAUGGUAAAUUACAAGAAACAGGAAGCAAAAGGAAGAAUGUAGGUCCUUUGAGACAGGCUUUAAUGGAAGAGAGUCAGGGAAAAUGGGGGCUGAUUGAACGCAGAAGAAGGGCUAUGCCUGGGAUAGCAUCACUGUCUCCAGUAUGAAAGGGAUUUAGGAGUGUGAGAGUAAGGGCUGAUAUUGGUCAGGACUUAGUAAUUGGGGCUAGUCUGCUGCUGGGGAACAAAUAUUAGCUGGAAGUGAGUGCCAAUAACUAAAUGGGGAAGCAGACAUAAAUCCUAAGUUGGUUAAAAAGCUAUGGUUCUCAGGAAAUUGACAUAUGAGUGGUGAUUUCAUCACUUCAGUAAUUCUAACUAGAAGUUGAUAGAAAGUAAGUAAGCUCAAUACCUGUUGCAAUUUUAUUUAGAGUCAUCACUUCCUAAAAAUUGAGCCCAUUUUAAGAUUUCAUUAUCUUUUACUGCUCCUAGAAGACUGUCUGGACAGCGGACACCUGUGAGUGUCCCACUCCUGAGUGCAGUUCUUCAAAGCAGAUGCAGGUGUGAGAGGGAUAGCCCUUGAAUGUGUGUCAAGUAACUACCACACACACAGACAAAGCUAGGAGUGUAGGGAUUAACCUGCUUGAUUAAUCUCAAUUUUGACUCAUUGGAGCUAAAUAAUUGGUAAAUAAUAGAGAUCAAAUUGAACUCACAUUUUAAAUUUUCUCUUGUGGGUGCAAACUAUUCAAUUUCUUAUGAAACAAAGCAUGCAAACACCAUUUUUCUUAAAAAAAAAAUUCACUUAGUUCUUAUUAACAAGCAUGUGCUGAAGUGGCCUCUCGAGCUGAGACAGACUAGUCAGUGCCUUGCACUUUUGAGCAAAGUUCUAAUCAGCACCAUUUGCUGAAGCAGAUUUGCACUAUAUGAAGGAAAGCACUAUGUGGCCUGCACAUGUUGUGUUGGCUCUUUUCACACUGUGCUUGUAUAAGCAUACACAAAACAGGUUUCACAGAUACAGAAACAGACAAAUGUCUUCAAACUGCCCAAACUCUACUACUGGUUUUGGUAAGAUUAUGUAGUGUAAAUAGCUUUUGAAUUACACUUUCAGAUAUUGACUAGAUGCUUAUUGUUGAACUACUGAGUUUUUGAAAAUGUGCUGAGGAUGGGCUGUGUGGCACUCUUUGAAAAACAGAGAAAAUUAUUGAAUGGGGUUACUAAAAUGCAGUUGUUAUUUUAACAAAAUUAUCUGUGUUCAAGAAAACAAAUGCAUGAGUUUUAUGCUAGUGCAAUGUUUAGAGUCUAUCUGCAUUUUCUUCAGUUACUAUUUAGACCAGAAACAAAUGGAAAGUUUGGAAAAUGUGAAGUGAAAAUUGUACUAAAACAGAAUUCAUUUGCUGGCACGGCUAAUUAAUGUGACAAUUUUAAUCUGGUGCUGGGUUCAUCAUUUCAUGUUGAUAUUGCAGCAACGUGAAAGCCACAAGAGGAGAAAGAAGAGUGAACAAGCUAACUAAAACUGGUGGAUACAGCAGGGUGUCACCUCAGCAGCAAAAACUUGAACAACUCUGUGUGCCACUCCAUGAUACUUGGGGUAAACGGUAUCUGCUGGUCUGCAUUUGGAAGGCCUGCACUACCGACUCACAGUGGAGGGAAACCAUGCAUCCCAAGUGAAUGUCUAAAAGUCUUAAACCAUCUGCCUCAUGGGACUUGUUUUAUGUACUUUUUCAGGACAAAAUGUGUGCGCAUAGAUGUGCACACAUGCACAUUUAUUCCUUUGUCCAUAAAGCUUGUUGCUAUUGGCACAGCUGUUGGUCCAGCUACGCAGAUUCUGGAGUAACUAAUGACAAUAUCUGAUUUCAGCUGUUCCUGCACCCUGUCUCUAGUGGCUUUUCUGGAAACUGAAUCUCUUGAUUUUGUUGGUAUACAUCUCACAAGCUACAAGAAUGAGCUGGGAUCACAUUUCCUUUCCAAAGAUGGGAGAAGUUUCAUGUGGGGACAGUGACUCGUUUCUGCAUCUAGUUCUGACUAUUUACUCAGCACUGGGUUUCACCUGAAACAGGAAUAAACAGGAAUAAAUAAUGUGCUACAAGAUUAUUUUUUUCCCCAGAUAAUUUUCUUUUUGCAGUAAACCUUAAUAUUGAGAGAAAAACCUGUGUUGAGACAGAAAGGUGGUAUUUGAUCUAAAACUGUGUAGAAUUUCAGAAUUUAAAGUAGGAAAAAAUAUGGGCAUGCUGCAUAUAUUGUGUAAGCCUAUAAGCUUACAUGUAUAUUGAAGAUAUAAUAUGAACAUUUGUAUUUUUUAAGUCUUAAAGUAGUAAGAGUCCAUGUAUGCAUACCUCCAUGUAUUGCAGUUGAAGUUUGAUUUUGGGGCUUUGUUGUUUUGAUUUUGUCGAGGGUACAAAAGCUGCAAAUUGCAGUGGGGGCCUGGACUUUACUUCAUGUAUAUGAGACAUAUUUUUUUACAGGAAGCCAAAGUGGUUUUCCUGUAGUAGUAGAGCCAAAGUGGUAUUUCCUGUUCUGUGUGGGGUAUUUCAAAGCAGCAGAUAUUUUAAGAUGUCAGUCAGCAUUUCCCUGAUGGCUUGAAGAUUUAUCCCAGUCUGCUCCAAACUGCCACGUUCCUGCAUUUCUAAGAACCAUUUUCAUUAUUACCUAAAACGAAAAAUGACUUGAAAAACAGAACAGAAAAGCUCUGUACUGAAUGAGGCUGAAAGUCUUCUAUCUAUGCAUAAGUUAAUGGGAGCUCAGCAUGCCAAAAGCUGGGCAUUUCAAAACUGAAAAAAGAUUCCUAUGUGUUGAGGAGAAUACUAAAUUCCUUGAAAUUUGCUAUGGGAGAAGUUCCAAGACCUGUCUAGUUUGGAAAAAUGAAUAUUCUUCUAAUUUAUUUCCUCCUGAUAAAAAUCCAAAGGUAGUGGCUUGUAGUGUGGCAGAAAGCUAAAAAUGAAAUAUGCAUGUAAUUCACUGAUAGUUCACCAACCUUGAUGUACUACCUUGAAAUGACUGACUUUACAUGACUCAGCCUUUAACACAGAAAAUCCAUUUAUUUGGGAAACGAUUGUAGCUCCCACAGUGUCUGAGGCUUAUGUACCCUAUCUGGCCCACAUGAGGUCUAUGUUAAGGACAUAGGUGUAUGGCAUUUCUAUAGGGAAAAUAACUUACAGCCUCCAACUAUAGCUUAGGUACAAUGUUUCCCAGAUGCCUUAGGACCUACCCGAAUUAUUCUGAUUCUUGAAGUUGCUUAUGGAAGUUUUAUCUUUCCCCACCUGAAAAUAAAGAGAAGAGGAUAUGGAAAUAUCUCCCACUCUUAAGGGAAGAGAAAAUAGCACUAAUCUAGCAAAGGUUCAGAUAAGUCAUUUAUUUAAGAAUUUUUAGCAAAUUAACCCGCCUAAAGAAGGGUCAUAUAUGCAUACAAACAGCAGCACUCUUGUCCAAGACUUUCAGUGCCAAGAAUUCAAGAACUGGCCAAAAGGAGAAUUGGGGGUGCCUGUUCUGUUAAACUCUGUGUAGGCAGGGAAAGCCAUGCAUGGAGGAGUGUUUGCAAGGUUAUAAGGAUAUCUGUUAAGCAGGGACAGGGCCUGCAGCACCUUGAAAUAUGGAAUCCCAAUUUGGUGCUUUAUCUGUUAAGUCUAUUUUUCUUCCCCCCUCCCUCCCUUCACUGGUUUGAAACUUGCAGCACAGUGUUUGCACUCAGCACUGCCUUUUUACAGCUUGUUGCCCACACGUGUGACUUGAUUUUAAUGGAAUGGUACACACAUCUUGCAGAA
This is a messenger RNA of Apus apus (common swift), 6932 nucleotides long. RefSeq names its product interaction protein for cytohesin exchange factors 1 (gene IPCEF1). The record is from RefSeq and is a predicted model, not a curated record. The transcript has 11 exons. The coding region runs from base 80 to 1366 and encodes 428 amino acids. NCBI's taxonomy places the organism in Eukaryota, Metazoa, Chordata, Aves, Apodiformes, Apodidae.